AUGAGAAAAGGGAGAGGAAGGAACAAUGACUUGCUUCCGAAUUCGUUAAGGAUUAUAUCUACUUGUUUGAAGACUGUUUUCACGAAUGCUUGUAACUUCGCUUCCACGGUUCGCUCCGCCGGUGCUUCCGUCGCUGCAUCCAUUUCCACUUCUUCUGAAGAUCAUAAAGAUCAGGUGACAUGGGCUGGCUUUGAAAGGUUGGAACUUGGUCCUUCUCGCAUCAAGCAUGUCCUCUUACUUGGUUACCAGAAUGGAUUUCAAGUCUUUGAUGUGGAGGAUGCCUCUAAUUACAGUGAACUAGUUUCAAAGAGCGAUGGUCCAGUUUCAUUCUUACAGAUGCAGCCUUGUCCAAGUUCAGAUGGACAAGAAGGAUUCAGGGCUUCUCAUCCUAUGCUAUUGGUCGUUUCUGGCUAUGACACCAAUAGUUCAAGCUUGUGUCAGAACGCUGGCCAAGAUUGCCGUAUGGAGUCACAGUUAGGGAACUCUGUCAACUCGCCUACAGAAGUUCGAUUUUACUCUCUUCGGUCUCACUGUUAUGUGCAUGUGCUGAGAUUUAUAUCAUCCGUUUGCAUGAUUAGAUGCAGUUCCCGGAUUGUAGCUGUAGGUCUUGCAACACAGUUAAGUAUAUAUUGUUUUGAUGUCCUCGCUCUUGAGAAUAAAUUCAGUGUCCUCACCUAUCCUGUUCCCCAGUUGGCAGGACCAGGGGCUGUUGGGGUUAAUGUCGGUUUUGGUCCAAUGGCUGUGGGACCAAGGUGGUUAGCAUAUGCUUCCAAUAGUCCACUGUUGUCUAACACUGGCCGGUUAAGCCCACAAAACCUUACCCCUUCUCCUGGUGUGAGUCCAUCAACAUCCCCAGGUGGCAAUAGUUUGGUUGCUCGCUAUGCAAUGGAAUCUAGUAAGCAUUUGGCAACAGGCAUAAUCAAUGUGGGAGAUAUGGGACACGAGACUUUAUCCAACUGUUGUCAAGAGCUACUUCCUGUGUUUUUCUGUUGGGAAAUAUUCUCUGGCCUCGUCUCCUGA
This is a messenger RNA of Hibiscus syriacus, 1020 nucleotides long. Its product is annotated as autophagy-related protein 18g-like. Gene Ontology annotation, biological process: autophagy; response to starvation. NCBI's taxonomy places the organism in Eukaryota, Viridiplantae, Streptophyta, Magnoliopsida, Malvales, Malvaceae. The record is from RefSeq and is a predicted model, not a curated record. Gene Ontology annotation, cellular component: cytoplasm.